AUGCCAGACUNGCUGGAGAAGAUAUUCUUUGUGCUCAUCCUGCUGAUGCACCUGGUGGUCCUGAUGGGCAACGGGGUCCUCAUCCUGGUGACCACCCUUGACUCCCACCUGCACAUGCCCAUGUACUUCUUCCUGGGGAACCUCUCCUUCCUGGACAUCUGCUACACGACCUCCUCAGUCCCCCUAUCCCUAAACAGCUUUCUGAAUCCCCAGGAAACCAUCUCUUUCUCAGUCUGUGCUGUGCAGAUGGCACUCUCUUUUGCCAUGACAGCAGAGUGCCUGCUUCUGGGCAUGAUGGCGUUUGAUCGCUAUGUGGCCAUCUGCAACCCACUUACAUACCCCAUGAUCAUGAACAAGGGCUACGUGCCCGUGGCUGCUGGCACCUGGGCUACUGGUGGUGUUGCGUCUGUGGUACACACAUCCCUGGCAAUUCAGCUGCCCUUCUGUGGGGACAAUGUCAUAAACCACUUCACCUGUGAGAUCCUGGCUGUCCUGAAGUUGGCCUGUGCUGACAUCUCCAUCAAUGUGAUCAGCAUGGGGGUGACAAAUGUGAUCUUCCUGGCAGUCCCAGUCCUGUUCAUCUCUUUCUCCUGUGUCUUUAUCAUCGCCACCAUCCUGAGGAUCCCCUCAGCUGAGGGGAGGAAAAAGGCUUUCUCCACCUGCUCUGCCCACCUCACUGUGGUGAUCAUCUUCUGUGGUGCCUUAUUUUUCAUGUAUGGGAAGCCCAUGUCUAAAGAGUCCAUGGGGGCAGACAAAGACGAUCUUUCAGACAGACUCAUCUCCCUCUUC
Messenger RNA from Galeopterus variegatus (Sunda flying lemur), 789 nucleotides. RefSeq names its product olfactory receptor 2S2-like. Gene Ontology annotation, biological process: G protein-coupled receptor signaling pathway. NCBI's taxonomy places the organism in Eukaryota, Metazoa, Chordata, Mammalia, Dermoptera, Cynocephalidae. Gene Ontology annotation, cellular component: membrane. Gene Ontology annotation, molecular function: olfactory receptor activity; G protein-coupled receptor activity. The record is from RefSeq and is a predicted model, not a curated record.